AUGGAAGAGAACGCGGAUACUCCGUCGAUAUCUGAGGCUGUGACAGCCACUGACAACGUCACGACAGCAACGAUUACACCUGCAAGAACAGCCACUGAUUCUGCAACUUCUACUGAUGCGUCUAUGCAGGUCGUCACUCGUCUAGGGGAUUUGGGACAUCCCAAGCAUCUCAAGUACAUUAACCACAAGUUGCUCCGCGCUUUGAAGCCCGGCAAGGAGCGCCAGGCGUAUUUAAAACGCGUAAGAAAGCGGCACGGCGAGAAAAAGCGCCAAUUCAAUGCGCCUUCAUCUCCGCCGGUAGUUAGCCGGCCAUGGCUACGAGCUGAUGCUGAUACGCUCAUACCCAAGACCAAUUCAUCUGCUACGAUGACAAAUGGUCGUCCCAAACGCAAAGGAUGGUGGCCGAAAGGUGUAAGCACCAAGUCUUACAGAUCUUUAAAGCCAGGAAGAGAGCGUCAAGAGUUGAUGGACAACUAUCGAAAAAAACAUGGACUCGAGUCGAAGUCUGCACCGAAGAAGCCGAUACCGACGAAUUUUGCCUGGCCAAAGGGCAUGAAUCGCGAGGAAUUUCUUGCCAAGAAACCAGGAAGAGAGCGUAUGGCGUACUUGGCUAGAUACAUCAAGAAAAACGGUGUUGAACUGGAAAAGGUUGCAGCUCCUAUUCGAGUGCCUCUAGGUCGUAAACCAGAGCCUCUAUCGUAUCCUCGUUGCGGUUGCUCCAGCUCUGAAGCAUGUGCGUCCUGUAGCAGAUGUGUGGAGUUGCAUUGUGUCUGUGGAUUAACGGGACGUCGACGUCGUGCCUUGUGUCAGGAGUCACGUGCCUGUAGUUGCACUUUGAUUAAACCUACGAUGCGUUGCGCACUUUGUCAUGGCUGUCGACAGCCACACGGUUUUAGCCAUUGUCGUUGUAUCCUGCACCAACGACUCUUAUGGAUAAAGAGACACCCGGAACUUGACAUGAAGCUAACAAAAGAAGAAGAGAAGGCAGUAUGUAACUGCUUUGUGCUCAUGCAUCGGCAUGGAGGAGCUGCUGCUACAAAGGAGAAGGAAGCAAAAGUGCUGAAAGAGAUUGAACGUGUCCGGCGCAUAAAGAGAGCUACGGGUUUUCCGACGAGUGAUAAUAUUUAUCGCAGCAAGAAGAUUACAACAUUUCUUGGCGAUGAAGGGUUGGAAAGUGACUAUGAUGAUGGAUUGGAUGAUGGACUGGGCUCAGAAGUACUCCCUCCCAGCACUAAAAGUGUCGUUCCGCGCACGAUGACCGCGAGGAUGGUUGAUGCUGAAUACCAUCCGGCCUCGUAUCACGAUUUAUUUCGGUCAGAAGGAUGUACACUCCUAGAGGGCAUUGAGCCUCGAAAUGGACGAGCCAGGUGUCGUCCGGCGCCUGCUGCGUUUAUAAGUGAAGCAAUGCAGGAUGAAGUUUGCCGCGGACUGGAGAACUAUGUGUUUGAACUUGACCGAAACGCUACAAUGCCACCUGAUGAUUUGGUAGACUAUUUAGUGUACGUGGCGAGCAUCAAGGCAUCAAACAUUGGGGAGCUCAUUGGAACCUUUGAAGACUCGGCUGCAGUUGCCAUGGGCAUUGUUAUUGAAGAGUAUAUGACACAGCUGAUUGAAGACCAUGUACUGCAGCAGCAGGCAUUAUGUCUUCUAACAAAAGCGAACGUGCAAGCAUUCACGCGUGAAAUGCUUGUAGGCUUCAACUGGCAGCUCUUCCAGGAUCAACAUCCGUAUUCAUGCUCAGAGACAGUGGACGCCAUUACAGCGCUGAUAGACAAGGAGGCAAUCCUCAAGGACAAACUAGCAACAUUGAUUUUGCACGAAUUGAUUACGCUACAACCGCGAGACUUCAAUGUGAAGCACUACAGCGACAAUCUGUUCAAAUGGAUUCGAAAAGCUGUCGUUAUUCCUCUUGUCGUGUUGACAAGUGAGACGAGCUGGCAGUCAAGUUCCGAGACGAGAACCGAUCAGCAAAGUAUGAAUACCAGCAGUCAACCAGAAAAUCGCCAAGAAAAUGAAGUGGGGGAAACACAAGUGACCUCACAAAUUCGUAUGGCAGUAAAAGCGAGCCCUGUACAUGGCAAUCCCUCGUACAGCCUCCGUUUUGCAACAACGUUAGAGGAUGGGCACCAUCUGGAGACAUCUGUCGGCGGACUAGACAGCAAAAUUAGAGCGAAUGCGAUGAUCUCGCAGCUAGCAAAGGUUGUGCGGCGUCAAGAAGAAAGAAGUAUGGGCACGCUGAAGGACCCGCCUCCGGCUCCUGGACCUCCUCCCGUUCUUCACCCGCCACCCUCAAUCGAUCAGGAAGAUCCGUAUGCCAGCAUGCUUGAACAUGUAUGGGAGCAUUUUAAUGGCUAUGCGUUGCAGAAGUGGCAGGCAUCUGUCGAUAUGUAUUUUAGCUCGACAUUGGGGGGCCAACAAGAUUCGGUUUCGAGCCAAGGAUCUACAGCAAAAAGACGAAGCACGAGGCCGCCGCCCGGGGCCACCUCCUCAUCUUCAAAGAAACGGAGAAGUGCUUUUGACAAAGCUGAGACGAGAUUUGCGAGCCCAAAACAUGAGCAACUAUAA
Messenger RNA from Peronospora farinosa, 2565 nucleotides. The record is from the annotation of a GenBank genome assembly. Lineage: Eukaryota; Oomycota; Peronosporomycetes; Peronosporales; Peronosporaceae.